Procambarus clarkii (red swamp crayfish) is the source of this 1230-nucleotide messenger RNA. Its product is annotated as cytosolic Fe-S cluster assembly factor NUBP2 homolog. Lineage: Eukaryota; Metazoa; Arthropoda; Malacostraca; Decapoda; Cambaridae. Gene Ontology annotation, molecular function: ATP binding; iron-sulfur cluster binding; ATP-dependent FeS chaperone activity. Gene Ontology annotation, cellular component: cytosol. Gene Ontology annotation, biological process: iron-sulfur cluster assembly. The record is from RefSeq and is a predicted model, not a curated record.
CCGGCACGGCUCUGUGCUGUACCUGCCCCUAACCCAAUAACAACAACAACAACCUAUCCGCCUACACAUGUGUCUGAUAACUCUGGUUCAAUGAGUUGGUUGUGCGCCUACACAGUUUCGCUGGGUGAUGAUGAUGUUGUGACCUGCCUCACACCACAACUGUAGUUACCCAAGUGUAGUUAUAGCAUGAAACUACUGACGGUUUUGGCCUAACCUAACCUUCCAACCGUCUACUCUGCAAAAGUGUAUGAAGUAACUAGCAGCAUGUCGACUGAACCAGGUGAUCUUGAAGAUGUGGGAAUACAAGAAUGCCCAGCAGAUUCGAAGGAGGCUGGGUGUGCAGACGUGUGUAAAGGAUGUCCUGGUAGAGAGCUAUGCCUUUCUGAAGUGAGCAAACCAGACCCAGAACAGGAAAUCAUUGAUACAAGAUUAAGAGCAAUAAAACGCAAGAUCUUGGUGCUUUCUGGAAAAGGAGGUGUAGGGAAGUCCAGCAUAGCAGCGAUAAUUUCCCAGAUACUAGCGAAUGAUGGUAGACGUGUCGGAAUUUUAGAUGUAGAUGUCUGUGGUCCAAGCAUUCCCUUACUCAUGGGAGUGGCAGAUGAACCUAUUUUGGAUUCACAAUGGGGAUGGAAGCCUGUGAUAUCUCCUUAUGGCAAAAUUAAAACAUUGUCAGUGGGAUCCCUUUUGAGCUCUGGGUCCCAAGCUGUCGUGUGGAGAGGACCUCGCAAAACUGCUUUAAUAAGACGUAUGAUAAAGGACACACUUUGGGGCCGAUUGGAUGAUUUGAUUAUAGACACUCCACCAGGGACUAGUGACGAACACCUCACCAUCAUUAAACUCCUCUCCACUACCAACCCAGAUGGGGCAGUAAUUGUGACAUCACCCCAGAAGCUGUCUGCUGGUGUUGUCAGCAGAGAGAUCAAGUUUUGUCAGAAGAUGGCCAUACCCAUUUUAGGGAUAAUAGAAAACAUGUCGGGCUUUUGUUGCCCGUGUUGCUCAGAUGUGAGCCCAGUUUUUUCCUCAGGGGCUGGGGAAUACUUAGCCAAGAAAUAUGACGUUCCUCUUCUGGCAUGUCUACCACUGGACCCUAAAUUAGCAGCUGCUCAGGACGGAUACAAUAUUCAGAGACUCGAUUCCGACUCUCCUGUUGUUGCAAUAUUAAGAAAAGUUAUGGCAAAACUUGCAGAUUUUAAAUGUAAUGUGGCCAAUUGAAUACAUGAUACUUUAUAA